GGGAGCGGUGGGGAAAUCCGCCGAAUGGAGACCAACGCGUCCACCAACGCCUCGUCGGCGCCCGGCUCCGCCGCCCUGUCGGACCUCAUCGUCAUGGUCACCGUGCUGAGCGAGUCGCGCGCCUUCACGCGCUUCGCCUUCGCGACCCUCCUCCUGAUCUACGUCGCCACGGUGGCGGGCAACUCGCUCCUCUGCCUCGUCGUGUGCCGCACGCCGAGCCUCCACCGCCCGAUGCACGUCCUCGUCGCGCUCCUGUGCGCCACCGACCUGGUCGAGGCCACCAACUCGCUGCCGAGGAUCAUGAGCAACCUGGCCGCGUCCAACCGCAUGUCGCUCUCCGAGUGCAUCGCGCAGAUGUUCUUCCUGCACGUCGCCGUGCGCACCCAGGCCUACGUCCUCGCGCUCAUGGCGCUGGACCGCUACGCCGCCGUCGUCCGCCCGCUGCGCUACCGCUCGCUCGUGUCGGUGCGCCGCGUGGCGCGAGCCUUCGCCGCCGCGGUCGCCGCCGCCGCGGUCCCCGUCGCGGGCUACGUCGCCGUGACGCUGCGCCUCGACUACUGCCGCGAGCGCGUCACGUCGUCGCCCAACUGCGACUUCCUCGUGCUCAGCAACCUGUCGUGCGGCGACCUCUCGCUCAACGCGGCGCUCGCCUACGCCAACGUGGCGUCGGGCGUCGCGCUGCCGCUCGCCGUCGUCGCCGUCGCCUACGGGCUCGUCCUGCGCGAGUGCUCCGGGCAGGCGGCGUGCGGUGGCGCCGGUGGCGCCGGCGCCAAGGCCCGGCGCACGUGCGUCACCCACCUCGUCGUCGUCGGCGUCUACUUCGGCUCGAUCUUCUUCACGGUGGCCAGCGGCCUGCGGGCCUUCUCGGCCCUGCCGCGGGACGUGCGCGCGCCCCUGCAGGCCCUCCAGUACGUCUUGCCGCCCGCGCUCAACCCCGUCGUCUACGGCCUGCGAACCGCCGAGAUCCGACGGCGGCUCUUCGGCGCGCACUCCGCCGCGCGGGUGGCGGUAGCGCGCGCGUAA
Messenger RNA from Petromyzon marinus (sea lamprey), 1023 nucleotides. Its product is annotated as olfactory receptor 52D1-like. NCBI's taxonomy places the organism in Eukaryota, Metazoa, Chordata, Hyperoartia, Petromyzontiformes, Petromyzontidae. The record is from RefSeq and is a predicted model, not a curated record. Gene Ontology annotation, biological process: G protein-coupled receptor signaling pathway; detection of chemical stimulus involved in sensory perception of smell. Gene Ontology annotation, molecular function: G protein-coupled receptor activity; odorant binding; olfactory receptor activity. Gene Ontology annotation, cellular component: membrane.